AUGACCAAGACUUCCAUUCCCACGCUGUUAAUACUAGCGUUCCUGUUACUUAUAGUAAAAGGUAUGUUUUGAUGCAUAUUUUCCUGUCUUCUUUUCAAAUCCAACUCAAGGACUGUUUGCAAACUUCUUUCCUCAGGUUCUCGGGAGAAGAUAACCCGGAAAAAGCAUGAAAGAAAAAUACCUGCGCUGCCAUUCGAGAAAAUUGCACGAUCAGCUCUUAUCGGAUUAAAACCAGAGGAUGUUUUUAAAGUGACUAAUGCAGGUUGGCAAGAAGUUUCUCUGUUGUAUAAUAAAAUCAUCGUCAUAGACCUUUAUAACGGUAUUUUGUUAUGUGCUAGGGUCAGAUACCGAGGGCACAAGAAAAAAUUAUGUAAAUUCUCUACAACAACUUCCAGCGAUUAAAGGUAAUUGUUUAUUUAUACGUUUUGUUAUAAAUUAAGUUUCAUAACAGCGUUCCUUCAGAUCACAUUGAACCAAGUGCACAUUAAAGCAAAUAUACCUUGUCUCCCAACAGUGACUAAGCAAUUUACUUUAUCAUAAGACCCAUUUGCCGGGAUAAGAAGAUAAUUGUCUUUUUAACUCUGGGGUGAUAUGAGUAUUUAAUAUCAUACCUGCCCACCAGUAGUAGGGUCAUACUUGUCCCUAUUUUGACCUUUCAUCUUUUCCUUUUUCCUUGGACUCAGAGGAACAAAGUUUGACAAACAGUGCCCUAUUGUAUUCUGGACAGCUGUCAUCACUUGACCAACGAUUGGUGAACCAAUUUGACAAAGGUAAUGUUUCAUUAGUAUUCAAUGUAAUUUAAUCUAAUAGAAUAAUCAAGGUUAUAACAUCACUCAGCUAUUAUUUUGAAAUAAAACAACUAAAAAUUUUCCUAGGACAUACAAAAUUAUCCAGGUUAUACUUCCUUACGUUAGCUUUAACUCUGUUUAGUGUGAGCUCUCAACGAUGCUACGGGGAAAGCCGUGACCGCUUAAUACAGGUCAACCGCCUUUUAAAGGUUCCACAGAUCGUGGAUACAAUAAAAAAAAAACACAAAACAAGUCGUUUUAUGCUAUAAUUUACCACAUAAUGCACAAAAGCACCCUUAAAAAUAAUUUUUACAUUGAUUUCGGGCGAUAAAAAUGAAUUCAACUUUACUAAGAAAAUAAUUCUCAGUUUUAUUUGAGUGAUUCUACUUUAUGUGACCGAAAAUGCAAGUAAAAGUAAAUACAAACAGGCCGUUAGGACACAGUAAACGGUGUCCACGACCGCUUCAUAGAGGUGACCGCUUAUUAGAGGUGUAAACCACGAUGAUUAUUGAGAUAAAUUCGGGACUUUGAUAACCAAUCGCUCGAUACAGGGUCACCGCUUAAUACAAUGCCGCCUAACGUUCGACUGUAGUUGGUUAAUUUGGUGUAAAUAAUGACUAGGGCUCUGGUAGUAUAUUAAUCCGAAGUUUCUUUUGUUCAUCUUAACACUAAUAAGGUUACACUUUUAAAAUAUUCAGGAAGGGUUACCCAUCAAAUUAACCUUGUUUUUUUCUUUCUCUAUUUCUGUAUUGGGUAUCUAGUAUUUUUUUGACAAAAUAGUUUUCCCUCUUAAAAGAACUUACAGGAAAUCAUGAAGAUUAUUUACAUGGCACAAUGUCAAAGACUGAAGACGGUUAUGUGAUGGAUCCUUCUCAUAACAAGUCACCAAACGGUAACUUAUUAGAAAUUUAGAGUGGUGUGUAAUUUUUAGACUUUUGAGGUCCAAGGAAUUCGGAAAGAAACGUAGGAAAACUAAGAGAAUACAAUUGCCCCGCUUAUGACAAAGCUAUAGAGCAAAGAAUAAACUCUUGGUGUUCACCAUUGACUUCCAAAUAUUGUUAGAAAGAAAUGGUUUCUUUUUUCCUGUGCAUGUGCUUAAAGAGCCUAUCCAGGAUAGGUCCCUCGCGUCUUCAAAAUAUUGAAAACCAUUUGGGUAACGCUAAUUUCUUCUUCUUCAGAUUUUAGUAAGAGUAGUAGGAACUUCGUUGAGAAGGUAACAAGAGAUGAAAUGGGGAGAACUGAAGAUAUGAGUAAGCACCCACUUCACUUCUGCACGUGCAUGCGACGACCGAAAAAAUGCACGUUUCAUGUAUAAGGUUCAGGUCUGUUGACCACCUGUUCUGGGGUCUAAAAUGGUAUCUGACUUUGCGACAAACGCAAUGGUUUCCUUCUUUCCUCUUACAGCUGCAGUUUCUGUUUGAGAAGUAUUGAGAAAUAGGUUGAAUUGUAUCCAGCCUCUUUUCCCUCUUUGUUGCAACAUUUGUAAGUGGAUAAGGCGUCAAAUUGGGUAAGAAGUUUUCAAACCGACAGGAACAAAACUGAACUGUCUGGAGGCCUUGCAUAAUCCGUACUCUCGUUUGCAGGUACUGUUCGUAAUGGAGGGCUGGAUAAUGAUUUCUAUCGCCAAAUAAGCCAGAUAGACAACGAUCAGCCACAAGCUUCUGAUGCUGGUAAAGUCAGUAACAUGUACAAAGAUAACCCUUUACCUGAGUACAGCUACAAGGAGUCAGAAUUCGAGAAAAUGCCUGAUUACAAUUCUAAGUUUGGAAACAAUCCGUUUGAAAUGCCAAAGAAUUAUUAUCAAGAACUUGAUACCCAAGAUAAAGAACUCUUUGAGGGCGUUAAUACAAAUCAAGAACACCCCAAAAACUCCCCAUCUGAUAACUCGGAUCUUUUUUCUGCGAUUGGUAAAAAGGUCAUUCUUGACUUGCUGAACCAUCGAAACGACUCAGAUCACCAGAGCGAAGACCAUCUUAAGCAAGACUUUCUCAAGAAAGUGAUGGGAGAAAAAAUUGAACAAAAUGAUGCGGCAAUUGGCUCUUUGCUUGCAACUAAACAAGCAACAACUCUGUCACCUUUUAGCAGUCAAGUGAAAACACUGAUGACGGCUAACCCUAAUGUGAUCAGUUAUCAUUUGCCUACAUUACCAUCGCAAGGAAACGUUUUAACGUCAGGGAAGAUAUCUUCGAAAAGCAUAAUGAUCAAUGAGCAACAACCACCAAGCACGACAAAUGAAGACAACCUACAUAUUCAAGGACAAGUUUCUCGAGGUGGUCCUCGUACGCCAUCUCGAAUGAUGAAAGAUCAGUCCGCAGAUAUCCCAAAUAGCAAAACACUAUUUAGAAACGCUUUGCAAUCUAAAGAAACAGACUCACCAAAUGAUAGUUAUGUGACACUUAAAAUAUCUGGUGCUGGAAAACCUGUUAGUUUUAAAGCUGGAACUAGUAAUGACGGAUCACUAGUUCUUAAAAUACCUGGCAAUGUCACAUUAACGGAAUCGGAUCCAAAAAAAACUAUUAAAAGUGGAACGUUCCCCAAAAUGAAAGAAUAUAACAACUAUAAGCCACAAAUAGCAACAGAUGCUGACGAAAUGAACCGUUAUCUCUGGGAAAGCCAAACAGAUCCAGGAAGAGAAUUCUCUAAGAAAGGAAAUAUGAUUAAAGGUUUUGAUGACGAUUUGACAACAAAUAUGCUUAGCUGGCAGAUUCUGGGGAAAACGAAUUCCAAAUUAAAUAACGGCAAUGAUUGGGAACAUAAUGAGGGUCUUUUUCACGAGGCAGAUCUACCCUCUGUGAGCCCAACCAGAGGUCGCAACGUUGGCGAGAAUCAAAGAAGUCCGACUGCAGUGCACGGUUUUAAACAAAUAUCUCCAACCAAAUACAAUGAACUAGACAGAAUAUCAUUUGCCGGGGUAGGACAAUCUCCCCCACCAGAUAUAUUUCCUCUAAGCUCAAGACUGCGGGAAGGUGAAGAAAAGCACAAGUUUUUGUCCUUGAAAAGCUUUUUGAGGCCAUCUAGGUUUUUCGAGGACCAUCCUGAAAACAGGGCAAGACUCAGCUUUAGACCGGACCACGACUUAACGAGAUCAUCCACCAAUAGGAAGUUGGAAAAUGGUUAGAAUAAAAAAUAUUAACUACCAUCAUGUAAAUGUGCCGGCAAAAAAUAUCCAAGCUAUUUUCAUCAGAAAGUUGUAAGGUUUUGAAACGACUUAAGCUUCCAACUAUGCCGGUAAUCGGAAAUUUUUUUAAUUAAUCAGCAUGUUUGGAAAAUUACUACUUCAUCGGGGGCCACUUCUGUAAUUUCUGCCGAAGCAAAAUUAAAAGGUCAAUCAAACCUAAAAAAAUAUACAAGGCGUCUUUGACAACUUAAGGGAAAAGGCGAAGACUGCUUUUGGUUUAAAUUACACGGAAAAAAUUCCUUUACUUUUAAUAAAGUCCAGGAAAGUAGCCCUAGAAAACUGAUAUGGUCAAACUUUUGAACCAUAGUGAAAUACUUUAACUAGUACAGGUUUUGGUCACAGGCCACGAUAGAUAGGCUGUUUUCAAUCGAAGGAUGCUUAAUUCUAUACUUUCUGCACAGGUGUGAAGGAUUCUUGGUCGCCAUGUUCAGUGACCUGUGGUCAAGGUAUUCAAGCUAGAGCUCAGUUCUGCCAGGGAAGACAGUGUAAGGGAUACAGAACAGAAAGCAGGGCCUGUUUCGUGCACCCAUGUCCCGGUAAGACUCACUUCCAGGGAAAAAGAGCAGGAAACCGGUAAUGUCAAACUGCUCAUAAGCAUUUGGAUUAUACAUCCUUUGCUAACAUAAUUAUAAAUAUAAAUUAGAUUAUAAUGAUAAUGAGGUAUACAAAAUAAGACCGGAUAAAUUUAAAACUGAUUCAUUUUUCAUCUCUGAAAAAACACCGUAAUUUAUCUCUCACUUCUUUGCUGUCAAUCUUAGGCUUUAUUUUCCUCGGUCGAUUUAGACUGAUAUUACGCCAUUUCGGAAGAAAGAUGCGGCAUGCGUGAUAUUUAAUCUUAAAUGCCAUUUCUUGAAUUUUGUUAGAGCAACUAGGGAGAGCUGGUCUUCGUUUACAUAACAAGUUUAGAACAUGGCACGGAAGUCCUCCUCUGAAGUGGUCCAAGCGUUUGGCCUCUAAGGCUCAGGAAAUCGCUAAACAUUUAGCAGAUAAUUCAAUCCAUUUAACGGACUUGAAAAAGGAGCAUAUCGGUAUUAACGUGGCCCGCCUGUGGCACAGUUACGACAUCGCUGCCGAGAAAGCUACCGCUGACUGGUAUAGCGAAGUCAAGAGCUACAACUUCGACGAUCCAAUGAUCGACAAGUCUACCAGGCACUUUACUCAACUUAUAUGGAGAGAUUCGAAGUGGCUCGGAAUUGGGGAAGCAAAAAGCUUGGAUGGAAAGCACACUGUUGUGGUUGCACUUUAUGAUCCACCUGGAAACUUAAGACAUAAGGAGAAAAGCAAUAUCCAUAUACCUGAAUCACAGAGUUAGGAAAGCAGGGAAGCGCUGCUAAUCAUAUUUGUCUGAGCUAGUCAUAUUUAAAUAGAUGUCCGCCAGUGGCUUUUUGCAGCUUACACGUUUGGAUUAGGUGCUGCACAUUGAAAAUGCCGUUUACAUGGACCCUAAAGGCUCUUUAUAAGAGGAAAUAUAUCACAGUUUCCAUAAAGGAACUGAAAACGAGAUCAUAUUCAGUUUGAUAGAAGCGCGUGUGUUACUUUUUACAUACCACUUGGAACUGACAGUUGAAUUGAAAGUUGAAGAUCCGUCGCAAAAAAAUUGUUUCCUUAUGUCUACAACACAAAACCAGUGUCUGAAUACCUUAAACCUUACAAAAUAUCAGCGAAAAAUCUUUUAAGCGCUUUUAUGGCCACGUGCUCGUCCAAGUUUUCUUUAAACUCUGUCUAAGAAGAAACUUGCGACAAGAACACAAGAUUGUUCUUUCUCUUAAAGUUGUUCUCCUCGCAGUUUACCAGGUACUCUAUAAAACCGUCGUCAAAGGCAAACCAUUAGUCAAAGUAUUUUUCUUUUGGGUGGUCGUCGAAUUUCUCGAUUUCGUCAAAUCGGGAGGGUUGUUUUAAUUGGUCCCAAAUGUUAUCACUAUUGCAUUUUAUAAGCAUCAAAGCCAAGCGGCCUUGCGCUGACUCUACGUGUCAGUCACAUCUUAAAAAAUCUUAGCGUUACCCCUUUUCAAGAGGACGAAGCCUAUCUCUGACCCCACUUACACGCCUCAGUGAGUAGCAGACGUGAAACAGGAAAAGAAGACGAGUCGAGAAGUGAUGCGAUGAAGAGGAAGUUAGUGGAGUGGGAUUUUAUUUCUUCACUUUCUUGUCCGUUUAAUUUAACGUCUGCUACACAGCUUAAGGCUCGCUGAACAGUAUCUCGAAACAUAAGAAAAAAAAAGUGUCUAGGAUACAUUGGUUGGCAAGAAUAAGGAAAAUUAAGUAUCUUGAAGAAAUCAAGUAGUAAUUAACUUUAAUCAACCAUUUGAAAAUAAAAUGUUACUUGCUGAAAGAUUGACGUCUAUGGUCAUACCCUUGCAAGUCUAGACAUAUCAGUCCGGGCGAGUAACAUCUCCAGUAUCCUACCGGCCUUUUCAGGUAUUGACACUUUUACAAUACUCUUACCUGCCUAAUUUUUUUCAGGUAUUAGGCGUGCGAAAUCACCUUAGAAUUAUUAUUUCACAUCAACCAAACACGGGAUUUGAAAUUGCCGCACGUCUGAAAUGGCUGCAUUAAAACUCUCUUGAUUUACUCAUAUCCUACAGGGAUGUUAACGACAGCCAAUGUAAUUACGUGCUCGUGUAAUUGCAAUUCCAUCAUAAGCAGUCCUCACCUCUUUAAAAAUCAUUUUCAAGCUUUAACAUGUGGUUAAGGAAGUUACCGUUAUAUUUUGCAAAAUUUAGGCAGUUCAUCGUAACCUACAAAAGAUCCCAGAGAUCCGUGGGACUUCUAGCAGUGUGACAGCCAUAUCCAUCGUUGUCAUAUAAUUGGCCACAAAAAUGUAAUGCAAUGCGAUGAUGUCUCUGCGAAAAACUAAAAUAAUUUUUCAUACUGAAAUCUGCAUGCAAGCUGAAAAAGAGGCGUUCAUGGAAUAAUAUACCCGAAUCAUGUGUGCUUGACCUACUUUUCUGUUAUAAGGGCGAAAAUCCCAUGAAGCAUCCUUCAUUUCAGCUAUUCACAUCUUUUAAAGGAAACCAUGCGUUAAAGUGAAUCAAUUGGAAACCCGUAAAGGAAUUGCCACCGUCAGGUGAUUAAGCAAAUUUAGAUGAAAUUCGUCAGGAUGAGGUUCCCACGAAUCGGUAAAAUAUAUAUACAUACCAUACAGUGUAAGUUCAAAUACACAUCCUCAUAAAAUGAAAGUGUAAUUACAAAUCUCCCUUUUCCACAAAUUCUAUCAACUAUUCAUCACUGGAACACUUUCAGGUAUUCAAACUCUAUCAUCUGCGAUUUAAACGUCGUUAAUAUCGAAACGCCUCAACACUUGAAAAUGGGUUAGAGAAUUAAUUGCAAGACUGACAAAGGUAAGGAUGUAAAUAAUUUGGGAAGUAUUAAUUUUAUGUGUUCAUGAUGGGCAGCUGUAUUUGUUUUUAUGUCAUAUUAGAUUUGGUAGUAGGGUUUGUUUACGUGUUUAGUUUAAUUUUAAGUUCGAGGGGUCUCAAACCUUGAAGCCGUCGAUAUUUAACUGAAGGGUGUACACUUAAAAGCUUUAUUUAACUGUACUGUUAAACCGUGUUCACUGUGCGAAAUGUUUUACAUGAAGCAACUGAACAGAGAGACCUUUAUGUCGCCUAAUUCCCUACUUUUUUGGUUAUCGUUCAUAUCAACCUUCAUUUUAACUAGCUGUAAAUCGACAAGAAAAAUUAUUGAAAUAAGUGUACAAGUUGCAGUUCCUCUGUAUUACCCUAAAAGUCCUUCAUCAGUAUGCAUAUUUUCCAGACUGUUUUCUAUAGUUUUUCAAUGUUCCUAACAAGAAAAAUUUAGGACAUGAACUAUGUUCGUUUGUCUCACGAUUUCACGACUUCAUGACUCAAGGUGAAUUUGUUUAACACUCAAGAGCUGCUUUCGUAAGCGAUUAUUUCUUUUAUGCUCAUGACCUUAAUGUUUGAUUAUAGAUGCCUGCCACUUCUAGCCGUUAAAGGGUCUAGUUUGCAGUGCAAUCGUAAACACAAUUUUUUUGUGAGACCUACAUAACUCUCAGUUCCCAGUUUCAUGAUGCAUGUUAAAUUCUCUCAACAGCAUGGCUUACAAAACAAUGUUAAUGAUUUUAGUAUUUGCUGCUAUCGGGCAGGACUACAUACUGGGUAAGUAACAUUUCGAAGUCGCCUUUUUGAUAUACCUUUAUCGCGAAAAUUGGAAACAUCAACUACUGUUCUUUUCACACGACAAAAUUACCUCGGCAGGUAUAAAAUUCGGUAGAAACAAGGUGGAAGUAAUUCACAGGGGAAAACAAUUACAAGGUAGGGACAAACCACCAAUCAAACACAUUUGAUUUCAAGUGAAUGAAGGGGGUAAGUUUCUAAAGAAACUGUGGUGCUGUGUCGGUUUGACGAAGGCUUAAAGUUCAAAACGUCAGAUUUCAAACUCUUUACGGUGGCCAAUUUACGGUAUCAACUUAGUUGAUAAUGCAAAAUUACCUUGUUACAUUUGAUUUUAACGUGGCAUUUUGAAAAGAUAAAAAUAUUUCUAACGCCGUUUACUUUUAAGCGGUUAUAAAUCUUGUGUAUGUUGCAUGUAGAUCUGGUGAUGCUCGACAGUCGCGUAGCUCCGCAUGACCUUGACAACUUACACGCAUUUGUGCGACCAAAACUGCUUGAGGACAGUAAAGAUGAGGGAAGUAAGUAAUGGUGUUCAUAGGCUUAGACCUACAAGUAUGUUAGAGUGGACGAACAUGUGGGGCACAUUACACACAGAGAGAAAUCAAGUACAGUAAAGCAAAACCCUGGUCACUGGUGCUCAUGUCAAUGAGAUCAAGUUAAACUGUGAGCACUUAGUCCUUUUUCCAGUAGUAUGCCCAUACCAAAGAUCUCCUCUGAUCUCUGUCCUCUUCGUUAGUGAUGCUUCAGGAAAACGGAAUUGAAGACUUCCGUCCGUUAGACGUUACUAUUGAAACAGAUGAAGGGCCACACAAAGAAAAAAAGCACCACAAAGAGAAGGACCAGAUGUUAGUUUCCCAUACUGGAGAUAACGAUGAAGGAUACAACUUACAAGAUAUGCCCGAAUAUAAGAUGGAAACCAAAGCAGACUUCGAAGAGAACCAAGAAGCAAUUGAUUGGCUAAUGAAAGAUCCUAACGAGUACAACGCAAAAUCUUUUGAAGAUAGCGAUGCGUUAGAAGAUACAAACAAUUUCGGUUUAGAUAUGGACUUCCCCAAUAUGGAAGAUCAACAUCGGACAAAUUUUCGUCAGAGAAAAAAGGGGAAAGAAAGACACAAUGACAUGUCUGGGAAGGGUAAAAUUAAGCUUCCUGGUAACCCGCAGUUUCUUCAGGAUAGUGACCAAAUUGGAGAUGAUACAGACUUGUUAUCGAGUGAAAUGGACGCUGAAACUGGCAUACAUCGUGCUAAGUUAACAAAAUCGACAGAUAGUGACAAAAACUUCCAAAAUUCCGAAUAUUCUGAAAAUGAUAACUUGGAUCACAGUUACAAAACUUGGAAUGGUAAUAAUAACGAUGUGAAUGACGGUACCACUGAUAGAUGGUUUGACGAAUACGACAGCGAUAAAGACGCAUCUUCCAGGAAGAGUCUCCAAGAACGAAUAAAAAAUCAAGACGCAAAACUAUUCCAAGAAAUAGACAACUAUAAUAAAGGAGAUAACUAUGAAACUUCUGAUUAUAUGGAUAAUUUUGAUAACUAUGGCGAUGAAUUAAAAAAUACUAUUGACCCUGAAAACAAAGAAAUGGCAGAUGAUAAUUCUGACGAUGAGGAAGAUACUGCCCGGGCAAACGACGGAAACUCUGAUCGUUACCAGGACGAUGAUGCUCUUGAAAACAAGUAUGCAUGGAACAGUGAGGAAAGCUCACAUGUAGGUGAUAAAACCGACACCGAAAAGCUAGAGGACACAGAUAAUGGGGAGAACUCUGACGCUAGUGGCAUUUUAUCUGGCGAUACAGACGAUAGCCUACAUGGUAAAAUGGAGGAUGAAAGUAGGGAAAACGCUAAAGCUACAAACAAAAAUCAACAAGUUAAAAAUAGAAACAGUCACAACGUAAAUGGCGAUAGUAAAGUACAAGAAGCAGAGGGAGAGGUGACAAAUAACCAAAGCAAUAAUACUGUGAUACCAACAACUCAGAGUAUAGGUAAUGGAGAGGACAAUCAUUUGGGCAGAAGUAAAGAUGUGAAGAUUAUAAACAAAGGCCAACACACACAAGCUGUUAAUUAUAAAGAAAACGAAAUGCCUGCCAACAACAAAUUUUUACACCAAACAACAACUAAUUCCAGCAGCGGCAAAGAUCACCAUUCGAAAACCGUGAAUCCUGAAGAAGAUAAAAUUGGCACCACUGCUAAGAGUCUUUGGAUACCUGCCAAAAGUGAAAUCAAAGGUUUUCAACAUUCAAAUUCAAGUGAGCAAGUGGUGUCACUUUCAGACCCUGAAGUCAUCGGUGAAAUUAAAAAAGGUUCAAAAACUGAGCAGUCUCAUGAAGAAUCUCAGAGCCAAACAAAAAAACUUAAAUCAAAACAAAGUGAUGAACAAUGGCUAAUCCUUCAAAAAGUGAACGAUCUCUUAAGAGAAGCAGAGGAAAGUCCUCACGCACAAAUCAGUGCUGCUCUGACGAAACCAAAACUUGAUCAUAGAAAAGAAUUUCCACAUCAUAACAGCCGAACGCGAUCCCAAAGAAAAAGUAACAAGCCAACGUCAACUGGAUUCCGAAGAAACUGGGAAAAUUAUCGUCCAUCGCCGCCUAGGGGCUACUCAACACCAGACCUAAAAAAAAUGGAACAAGUAAUCUCCUUUUUGCGGGGAACAACAUCCUCUUUAUCGCUUCCUACAAGAUCCUCAAGGCCAUCUGAUGUUUCACUGAAAAGUCUUUACUAUUACCCACUUCAUCCAACGCCUCAAGAUCAGAAUGAUGGAACCUCUGCUGAUACCAAAGGUAAGUUCCAAAAGUUAACAUCAAAUAAACUGAAAUACAGAUCGUGCAUGUAACAAGUAAUGAGGUAAAACUGCGUCUUUUGAAACUCAAAAUUCUAAAACAAAAAAUGUAGUGAAACUGCAUUUUUUUAACCCAAAAUUCUGUGAAAUGGGGUGUUUAGCAGUAUUACUGAAUAAUACGUACAUGUUUGAAUUGUGAUUCCACUACAGCAACCCUCUUUCCCAGCGUCUAUACAUUUUAUUAAGGAGUGCAGUGGGCAAUCAAUGAAUAUUCGUUUUCUUUAGAUGCGACGUUCGGUGAAUGGAAUGACUGGUCCUCGUGUUCAGUAACUUGUGGUAAAGGAGUAACCGUUAGAGCCCGAGUGUGCCUCGUGAAUGCAUGUCCUCAAAAAGAUUUGUUUCAAUCGAAAAGUUGUCAUGAGGAUAUCUGUGCAGGUACGUGGUGAUAACAAUUACUGUACGGCUACUUCUAGUGAAUUUAGCAUCAUAAUUGUCAUUAAUAAUUUUAUUAUCAUUAAUCUUAUGAUUCCUAGAUGAGGUGGAAAGGGAAGCCUUGAAGGAACACAAUAGACUCAGAGCCAAACAUUUCUCUCCUCCAUUAUCCUGGUCAGCUUCCCUGGCAAGGAAGGCUCGAAAAAUUGCUCAGUCUCUCGCAGGCAAGGAUUUCCUUACUCUGGAUGAUCUUCAGGAGCGACAAGGGGAGAGUAUUGCUCAAAUAGUCUACACCGGGGAAAGUACCAUAACAAAGGCGAUAGAUAAAUGGUACAAGGAAAUGGGGUCGUACAGUUUUUCGUAUCCAAAGAUAAAUAGCAAAACACGACAUUUUGCGCAAAUAACAUGGAAAGGAACGAAGAAGAUGGGACUCGCUAUUACUAGAAGCGGCAGUGGAGAAUACGCUUUUGUAGUUGCUCUUUAUAAUCCACCUGUUUCCAGUGAGAGACACUUACAGCAAAAUAUUCUUCCUCCUGGUCUCAGGCACGAUUUGUACUCAACGUUUCGAUGAAGUUAAAGUUCAGCUAUAAUUAUGUUUGGGUUAUUCAGAUAUGCCGUGUGGAACGCUCCCACUUUCGACCUGCGUUGGUUAAGAAAACGUUUGAAAAUAGAAUAGGAAAAUGUUGCCAACUCGACUAGAUUGCGCUGCAAGCUCCUUGUUUCCAGAAACCUUGAGAUUAUUUUGCGUGUGAAGAAUCAAUAGGAUUCGUUAAUGAUUUAUCCACACUCUUAAACCCUUGUGAGAUGUCUUUGAUGUCUUUGUUACAUAGAUUCUGUUAGAAGUGACUGACGUGCUUUGAAAAUAAAGAAGUUCAUGCAUUUUAAACAUACGUUUGACUGCAUAUCUUGCUUAAUCUUUGUGGACUGUCGAACUUUCAAAACGCUGAAUUCAAAUUUUUGGAGAAGGCAAGAAUUUCUUGAAAUGCCUUCAAGUCAAAUGAAUAUAAGGCGCGUAGUGUUUGAAGAACCUGGAAAACCAAAAAUCUAUAGAGAUGACACUUCCUGAAAAACUAUAGAAAAAGACAUGCAUUGUCACCUGCCAUACAAUGUGGAAGGCGGGGUGAUAUGUCCAAAACUAAAACCCGGCUGGUGCUCAAAUAAUGUAAUGCAACUUCUUUGACAAUCUUUGAAACUAUUUCAUUUGGAAAGUUGUUUGGACUCACAAAAUUUGUAGACAGACGUCGACAGUUUUGAAGGGAAACCAUUAGAAUUAUUUUGCAAAAGAAGAAUAUCAUCUUGCUUAGAGAUCCAAGCAGGUAUUUUAUUAAGUAAGCAGUUGGGAAAACGAGUAACAUCUACUCCAUCUAAGAAAAUAACUUCAAUAAUCGUUCAUCUGUGAAUUACAACCUGUCGUUGGUCGUCUUGCUAAUAACACCAAACCAAAAAGGUCAUUUAAUCGCUUCCCUACUGGCUUACAACUUGUUCUAAUGCCAUUUAACAUACAUUGAUUUAGUGGCACCGAGAAGGUAAGAUGAUGUAAUUUUAAUCGGUCCACAAUGAACAAUAAACCAAGGACAGAAAGGAACUACGAUGAGUGUGAACAUUAGGGUAAUUAUGUGAAUUUUUCAGAUACACUUAUACGAAAUGAAACGUGAAUCAUCCUACCAAAUAAUUCAGAAUUAAAAACUGAUUCAUAAAGGUUCCACAAUUACCUACAAAAAGUAAAUGUAUACAGUACCAGAAGGAUAACUAAGCAUUCAGCCCUUGGCUAAACAAGGUGAUUAUAACAUGUAAGUAAGAACAUAGGUAACCAAGAAAAUAACUGUGGUACGAUUGUCGUCGACUUCCUACAACAACUAUGUUUCAACUUUUCAGGUAUCUCGGCAGGGAGGGUGAAGAGAUGGAAGCGAGGCCGCUUUAUUUAAAAGGGCUUAAUCUCUUGUUGCUCAUACCAUUCCUGGUGCAAGCAAAAGGUGAGAGAUUUAACCGAAUUUUUUGAAAGUAAAUUAUGCGAUGGUGUACACAAACUUUGAACGUGUAACAAAUUCCUAUAUUGAAGAGAUAAAAAUAUUGACAGACAAGUUAAACACACUCUAGACUCGACAGUUCCCGUCUUGGGAGCUUGCGCUUCAAUGCAGUUGUGAUUCCUUGAGCCUAUAGUUAUCACUUCUCGUUAUCCACAUCUUCGGGUCCAAAUCAUAUCGAUAGAAAACUGAUACGGGUUUUUCGAUUUGAGCAAUUUAAAAUAUCCAUUUUAAAAUUAAACAAAAGAGCAUGUAAGUCAAGGAAGUUGCAUGCACUGCAUGACUGUACAAACACUGUCGUGGGCGGAUUUUUAAGAUAAUGGCUAGCUUAAUUAAAGAAGAAUACCAGUUGCAAACAAGAAAGUUUGGAUCGGGAUCGGCCGUUUGUGUAGCAUUGGUCAAGCGAGUAAUCUCCUCCUGUGCCUUUACGUAGGGGUUGGCUCAAACACAACAAAGAUAAACCAAACUAUGAUAGCAAACGCAACAAAAAAGAGUUCUCACAUUCUGAUACAUAAAGGAGUUGUUUCAGACCAAAUGCCUCAAUCUUCAAGUCAGUUGGUUGAACGGAGUGACAGGAGGCUCGAAGUUCAGCGACCGCUUGCAGAAGGUAUAGGUUACACCAUUAACCAAUUUCAUAACCUAUCUAACAUAUCGUUGUACCCUAUCAGAUUUUUUUACAAUUUGUGUCAGAUGUAUUCUUCUCGCGUAGCCCGUGACUUCAUAUAUGGUACCGGGGCUUAAAAUUGCUUCUUGCUCUUGCGGCGAUACUAAGACAGUUGAAAUGGGAAGUUCUCGUGAACGCCAAAGUUCUCGUAAGAGCGGUCUGCUUGAUCUCGAGUCACAAAUUUCGCUGAUAUCUGAUGUGUUGCAGGACAUAUACUAUGACCGCAAUCCGCUUGAACAGGUCUUUAUUUUCACGACUUUAAUGAAAGUCAAGGUUUAGUCGAGCGAACGCUUGUUUCGACGCUAUUCAAAGACUUAAAUUUGACCUUAACAACUUUGAAAGACUAUUCAGAAAGAACUCAGUAGUCCAGAACAAAAACAAAUACCACUGCCGUGUAUGUCAUGCCUAACUACUCCAUCGAAAAGCUUUUUUGAACACCAUGUUUCAAACAAGCCAAUAAGAAGACUUGAAUGAAUCCCGGCCAGACCGCUCAUAAGGAGGCCCACUCUUAAAACAAACCUAGGCGUAGCCCUCAGCGCAGUAUCUCUCAACAAUAUUAAGAAACUCUUGAUCCCACGAUAAUUGGGCAACAACUGAAAAUUUUUAAUUAAGAUGGAGUUAAGAAGUACGAAAGAGAUUUUUGUCAAACGUUGGUUGAUCCAGGAUGCAUCGAGAUAAAUUAUGGUAAGGAAUAACUUAGCCGAGAAAAUUCACUGAAACUGCGACUAAUACAGUAUAAACGAGAUACCUCAUCCUUACAGAUGGCACGGAUGAAACACGAGAAUACGAGGAAGAAGUAAGCGACUCGUCUCCUGCCACAGAUAUGUUGAGCGAAGUUGCAGGCAGGGAGAGAAACAAAGAAGAGGUGCUGGAUGUUGUGCGCCCGUACAAAUCUCAAGACGACGAUAAGUUUGACAUUCAAGAUAGAAGACGACAAGGUAAAUGAAAUUUCCACGUCUGGAAAGUUUUAAAAAACUCUACUGGUUUUGAAAAAAGGUGAAAAGCCCUGGAAAUAUGGAACUCGGUAUUGAAUCAAACUGGUCGCUAGAAAUUACGAGAGAAAUUAAGGGGUCCCAGGUUCCAGCUUAACGCAGGUUUUACCAGAUGUAAUUUUCACAUUUUACUAGCAUCAGUAAAUUUUAUCCCUCGCAACUUUACUUUCCUUCACCGCAACCCAGCUGCGAAUUCCUUUGGGUUUUAAAAUUUUCAUAGCCAGCCGGUGUAAGGGAUAUGGCAUGUCUGUUUUUGUUUUUGUUGUUGUUGUUGUUGUUUUUUUUUUUCAUAAAAGUUGGAUGAGAGGUUCUAAAUAUGUCUCUAUGUUCAAGGUGCCCAAAUGUUAGGUAAGGAAUUAAACAAGAUGAAGAAUAAAGGCUUAAUGGCCGAGUCUGAAGAUGAGUCAAUUGCAGAAGGUGAGUUCAACAUGAAAUAACUGUUUCUGUGAAAACUGCUCAAUCUCAAUGCCUUUAUUAAAUGCGCAGAUGAUCUGCCUGACGAGCGCAAACUUUUCAUCAAAUGCAUAGAUUUUGGCCUUACGUUUGACACCUGUGUUGAAUAAGUAAUUAGUUGUACCUUAAAAACUUAUUUUCCCUGCAUGUGCAUGAUACCAAUCUAAAGCCGCAUCACGUAAAACCCUUGAGAUCUAUAUUGCCGAGGAAGAAGUUGAUCAGCAGAAAAGACAUAAUGACAACAGGAACAUUCUGCAUCCUCGAAAUAAAAGCAUGGUCACCGUUAAACACGGAGAUAAGGCAAAGAGUAGUAAUGGAAUUGGAAUUAUCCGCAAAAUGGCCGCCACCGCCACAACAGCAACCGGUGUAAUAUCAGCCGCUAACAGAAACGCGAAUGAAAGUAGUAAGUACUUACUGUCAAAACGUGAAUAAGAGGGACAGGAAGUUAUCAGAGCUCGUAACUGUAAAAAGGUAAAUGGUGUGGCAAAGAGUGUGAUCUCUUCCAUUUCGCGGACUGUGUCCAGACAUGAAGAGACUAUUUCCCAUCCCAAGUAUUAAAAACGCUAUUUUGAAAUAGUUUUGGGACUGAGACGAGUGAAAUUCAGGGUGAAGUCGGGCGCGUAAAUUCAAUCUAUGAGCACGAUUACUCCUAAACGACGAGAGGUCCGAUAACCAAUUACUUGUGUCAAUAACAAAAUGCGAGGAACUCAGAAAUGAAAAGUUGAAUGUAAAAGCACAAACGUUUCUUACUGAUAUAUAUUUAGCUUAAGUUUAACUUCUUCAAGUCUAAAUAUUGUUUGUUGAACCUACCAGAAACAGUCGCUUAAACCCCAAAUACAGGCUGUUAAGACACACUCAUAUUCAACCAUUUUGUUAUUGACACAGUUAAGUAGGAAAUUACUUCCGUUGACGAAUGUUUGUGCUUCUCCCACAUUUCCAAAGUAAAAACGUCUUCCAUUUAAUCAGAUGCAGUAUUUCAAGAGGCUCUUGCAGCACAUAACAAACUCAGAGCAAUGCAUCACGUGAAUCCUCUUCAGUGGAACGUAACCCUCGCAGAACAAGCCCAGCAAACAGCAGAAUCUGUGGCCAGCGACCCCUCCACCUUCCAAGGGGAGCCUCUCGGUGAGAACAUCGCUCAAAUAUGGCACGACUUACCAAGAGCACCUCUGAAGGCGACAACUAUAUGGUACAGUGAGAAAAAGUCUUUCAGUUUCUCGUAUCCAGAGCUGAACGAUAAAGUAAAGCACUUCACGCAGAUGAUUUGGAGAGAUACGUCUCAGUUGGGAAUGGGUGCAGCACCAAGCCCCAGCGGCAAGUAUGUCACAGUUGUUGCAUUGUACAGACCCUUGGGAAAUGACAUUCAUCGCAUCAGGGACAACGUCCAAAGGCCGGGGCCCGUACAGGAUGUGUAUGCGACAAUAAAAGAAAAAAUUUCCAAACCAAAUAAGUCAGUCUAG
Pocillopora meandrina is the source of this 16896-nucleotide messenger RNA. The record is from the annotation of a GenBank genome assembly. NCBI's taxonomy places the organism in Eukaryota, Metazoa, Cnidaria, Anthozoa, Scleractinia, Pocilloporidae.